AUGGAGGAAGCUGCAGAGCAGCCGGUCUCUGAAGAGGCCAUUCAGGUGUCUCCAAAGGAACUGCGGUUUCCGACGGUGGCGGCUUUGAAGGAGUGGAUGGCGGAGCAGAAGAAGAAUGGGAAUUUCUUUUACGUCUUGGCCCGCACCCACAAGCCCAAAACCCCAAAAAAGGGUUUGGACAAAACCCUAAACCCUAGGCAGCAGUCCGCAAACCCUCCCCAACACGAAACCCUAAUUUCUAUCGCCACCUACAAAUGCAAACACUGGAGAAACCCUGAGGACUUCGCCUCUUACAGAAAGUACAAGUCCCGUUUGCUGGCGGGGGCCCCCCUGGCGGGGGCCCCUCCCCUGGGGGCCCCCCUGGCGGGGGCCCCCCCGGGGGCCCCCCUGGGGGCCCCCCCCGAGGGGCCCCCCGCCGUGGAGGGGGCCCCCCCGGCGCAGGCGGCAGAGGGUUCAGGGGGCCCCCCAGAGGCUCCCUUGGCGCUGGCAGGGCCUAGAUUUUCACCUGCUGGCUGCUUUGAAAGAAUCUCUUGA
Messenger RNA from Eimeria necatrix, 534 nucleotides. RefSeq lists its product as hypothetical. Bases 1 to 534 code for a protein of 177 amino acids. The record is from RefSeq and is a predicted model, not a curated record. Lineage: Eukaryota; Apicomplexa; Conoidasida; Eucoccidiorida; Eimeriidae. The transcript has 3 exons.